CCUGAGCCCCCAUAACGUCCCCGCCCCUCACCCACCCUCUCUCCUGUCCUAGGCUGCUGUCCUCCUAGACCCAUGUCACACGGUCUGAAGGCAGCCUGGCCUGCACCCUUCCAGCGUUUCUGCACCCCUUCUUUCUCACAGGUGGCGGUGCUGACCACUAUGCUGUCCGGGCGAUGGUGGCCAAGUACCUGGGGCAGCCUGGGGCUGGGACCCCGAAGUUCUUCUCAGGGAUCCCAACUCUAUGCCCUCUAUGCCUUUACUUACACUGGGGCAGAUGGCCGGCAGGUGUCCCUGGCUGAAGGAGACAGGUUCCUACUACUUCGAAAGACCAACUCAGACUGGUGGCUGGCCAGGCGCUUAGGAGCACCCUCCACUUCUAGACCUGUCUUUGUCCCUGCUGCCUAUGUGACAGAGGAGUCUGUACCCUACCACAGCCCCAUGGUCAGUGGCCCCAGCCAAUCCCUCUGUACUCCAGGAGGGCCAAAGUUGCUGCGUGGCUCCCGGGAAGAAUUGCACCUGUCCCAGGCAUCCCUAAGCAGAGCCCAGGCUAAGUGUGAGGAGCCUCCUCCCCUUCCCCCCAAAAUAUACAGAAGCCUCAGUGUUGCCAAUUUGAGAUCCAGCGAACAGAAGCCCCUCCAGGCUAGACUUGGUGGAAGAGCUCUCUCUCAGGAAGACCUGCUGAUGGAGGUCAAAGCCAAUAAGGCAGAAUCCCAGCCCCUCAUGUCAGAGCCCCCCGUGUACUAUAACCUGGUGGCCCUCCGCCGCUGUCCUCGGUCCCCGCCGCCAAGCCCCACCUGUCCCCUGCUGCAGAAGUUGGAUGUGUGGGAACAGCACCUGGACCCCGACUCCGGACGCUGCUUCUACAUCAACUCGCUGACGGGCUCCAAAUCCUGGAAGCCCCCACGCCGCAGACGCAUGCCGGACACGAUCCCCGGCGCCAUGGAGGGCACCCAGCCCCAGAACAGGGAGAACGGUGUGCUGCUACCUCAGACCAAAGGUGCCGGAUGUGACAUGGGGACCUCAGAACUGCCUGACCCGCAGGGUUCACCCCGCCUUGGCCAGUGCAUCCCCCAGUCCAGCCAGCCGUCCAGCUCGCAGCCCGUGCGACCUCUGCCGCAGCUGUUGGACGACCCCCACGAGGUGGAAAAGUCAGGCUUGCUCAACAUGACCAAGAUUGCCCAGGGCGGACGCAAACUCAGGAAGAACUGGGGCCCGUCUUGGGUGGUGUUAGCCGGUAACAGCCUGGUGUUCUACCGAGAGCCGCCGCCGACUGCGCCCUCCUCGGGCUGGGGGCCCGCAGGCAGCCGGCCAGAAAGCAGCGUGGACCUGCGCGGGGCAGCCCUGGCACACGGCCGCCACCUGUCCAGCCGCCGCAAUGUCCUGCACAUUCGCACGGUCCCAGGCCACGAGUUCCUGCUGCAAUCAGACAACGAGAGUGAGCUGCGAGCCUGGCACCGUGCUCUGCGCGCUGUCAUCGAGCGGCUGGAUCGGGAGAACCCCCUGGAGCUGCGUCUGUCUGGCUCUGGUCCCUCCGAACUGGGGGAGCUGAGCGGCGGGGAGGACGAUGAAGAGGAGCAGGAGCCGGUGUCCAGGCCAUUUCUGCGCUUGAGUGGUAGCCGGAGUUCGGGUCGCUGUCCUGAAGGUGCGGAGCAGAACCGAAUACGCAACAAGCUAAAGCGGCUUAUAGCCAAGAGACCGCCUUUGCAAAGCCUGCAGGAGCGCGGGUUGCUCCGAGACCAGGUGUUCGGCUGCCAGUUGGAAUCACUGUGCCAGAGGGAAGGGGACACAGUCCCUAGUUUUGUGCGACUCUGCAUUGCCGCUGUGGACAAAAGAGGUCUAGAUGUGGAUGGCAUCUACCGUGUGAGUGGGAACUUGGCUGUGGUCCAGAAACUCCGCUUCCUGGUGGACCGAGAGCGGGCGGUCACCUCUGACGGGAGGUACAUGUUCCCAGAACAGCCAGGACAAGAAGGCCGACUGGACUUGGACAGUGCCGAGUGGGAUGACAUUCAUGUGGUCACUGGAGCCCUCAAGCUUUUUCUCCGGGAGUUGCCACAGCCCUUGGUGCCCUCGCUGCUGUUGCCCCAUUUCCAGGCUUCUCUGGCACUUCCUGAAGCAGAGCAGCGUCUGUCUCAUUUACGAGAAUUAAUAGGCUCGAUGCCCAAGCCCAACCAUGAUACUCUACGGUACCUCCUGGAGCAUUUAUGCAGGGUGAUAGCGCACUCCGAUAAGAAUCGCAUGACGCCCCACAACCUGGGAAUCGUUUUUGGACCCACCCUGUUUCGGCCGGAGCAGGAAACUGCAGAUCCAGCAGCUCAUGCCCUGUAUCCCGGCCAGGUAGUGCAGCUGAUGCUCACUGACUUUGCUAGUCUCUUCCCUUGACCAGGCAAGGCAAAGAAGGAAAACCUGCCUCCAGCUAGCUGUGACCUACCCUUUUGGCAUCCUGUUUGGAGAUCAUCACUUUGAAUCCUGUGUCCCCAGUGACUAUCUGAGCCGAGAGGCUGCAAUGGGGUGAGGAAGCUGCUCUAGAAGACACACGGGAGGAUUAACUGCACCUUUUGUUACCUGUGGCCACCCUCCCCUGAGAUAACACAUGAAGCAGUGUGGAAUGGCAUUCUGUCUGAUGCAGUUCCUUUAUUACCAGGAAACAGUGUCAUUUUCAAAUUCCUCUCCAUAACAUAAUGCAGACUAUGUACAGCCUCCAGCCCAGCCCUCCCAUCCCUGUGGCAUCCUAUGCAGGUGCUGCGACUCCUUUCUUUAGCAUCACCAGAGGGUUGGACACACUUUAGCAAAACAGGGCUGUGUGAUGGUCGUGGCCCUCUGUUCUAGGCACUGGAGUUGAGGAACUGCGUCUCUCCAGGCAGGGAACCCAGCAAGACACUCAUGCUGCCCACAGCCAUGUUAGGGGGCCCUGAGGAAGGUGGCUCAGAGCUGCCCCCCUGGUCUUGGGAAUGGGGAGGACUCAGCCCCUGGGCCUCAUCCAGAAUAGCCACAAAGUCCAGCUGAGUGUUGUCAAGGUCAAGAGAGUCCAGCGGGUUGCACACCUGCCCUUCAGGAGGAGGGUACAAGGCAGGACCCCCUCCCAGCCUGCCCACUUCUGGGUGACCACAGCUGGGGUUAUUGCUUCCAGCCUUAAGGGGCCCAUAGCAAGCAGGUAGGGGAGGCAGAAGCCGGGGUGGUGCCGCUGGCCUGUGGGAAGCCCUGUUUGUCCCUGUGGCAAAACUGUCAUGACACUGUGGGGGAGUAGGAUAUGAACCUGCCUUGUGAUUGGGCAAGCUGGGUGCAAAACCAGGUCCAUAUGCGGCCACUGGGGCCUUGGUGGGGCUUGAGCUAACCUGGGAACCCCCCAGAAACUUGGGGCUCUGGUAGGGAGCUUCCUGGACCGGGGCAUCCCCCCUGCCACCACCCUCCCACAGCAGUUCCUGUUGAGACUGUAUGUAAUUACACAUUAGCUGAGCCUUGA
This is a messenger RNA of Ochotona princeps (American pika), 3460 nucleotides long. It is a transcript of the gene ARHGAP9, whose product is annotated as Rho GTPase activating protein 9. Lineage: Eukaryota; Metazoa; Chordata; Mammalia; Lagomorpha; Ochotonidae. Gene Ontology annotation, biological process: regulation of GTPase activity; signal transduction. The transcript has 17 exons. Gene Ontology annotation, cellular component: cytoplasm. Bases 73 to 2379 code for a protein of 768 amino acids. The record is from RefSeq and is a predicted model, not a curated record. Gene Ontology annotation, molecular function: protein binding.